AAAAAAAAAAUCCAAAAGAACUUGUGAGGCAUUUACUUUUCUUUCCUUGGCCAUUGCAAUGGGUAUGAAAUGCAGUGCGGUAGAGGAGUUGAAGCAAAGAAGACGAUAAGGUGUUGAAGCAAAUACAUGAACGAAUGCCAAUGCAGGCGCUCCUCCUGGUGGGACCUACCACCACCACUACCCCAAUUAGCAGCAGGUCCCGCCAUCGCCGGUGGACCCCACUGAUCGUCGCAGCAGCAGCAGCAGCAGCUUCUUCAUCCUCUUCUUCGCAGAACCACUACGCGGUGCUCGGCCUUAAUCUCUCCGCCACCCCUGCUGAUAUCAAGAGGGCUUAUCGCCUUCUCGCUCGCAAGUAUCAUCCUGAUGUUAGCAAGGAUUCUCAAGCUCCAGAGGUGUUCAAGAGCAUCCGUCUUGCAUAUGAAGUGUUAUCUAAUGAAACAACUAGAGCUCGGUAUGACCAGGCACUUAAAUUCAGAGAAUAUACUGGCAGACAAUAUAGAAGGCAAAGGAAUGACAACCCUGAAUUUGACAGCGGCCCAAGGAUUUAUAGGUGGGAUGAACUGAGACAAAGAAUGCAACACGAGGGAUAUUGGGAACAUAACAAUUCGAAAGAGGAAAGUUCUUCCUUCACCAAGACAAAAGGAGCAUCUCAAGGAGAAAAUCAAGUACAUGAAAUGGGCUCCUUCAGUGAAGUUCUGAGAUCCUCAUUCAUCUCUCUGUUUCUGUUACAGACUUUUGGAUCGCGCCUAUCUCUCACCUUUAGUAGCUUGAUGGCCUUGUUUGAUAGAAAGCUUGAUGCUGGAUACAAAAUGGGUUAUGUCAUUGCUUGGAUUCUGGGUGGAAGAGCUGGCAUUUUACUUACUUUGUGCCUCACGUUCGCGAGCUGGGCUUGCGGAAAAACCAGCAGCAGCAUAGUUGCUCUAGUCGUGGUGGCCAUGUGGGUCGGCACGAAUCUCGCAAGGUUUGCACCACUUCCACAGGGUGCUCUUCUAACACUACUGUACAUGUCUAUUAAACUUCAAGUCGAUUUAAACUAAGCCAUUGUUGAAUAUGUUUCUUCCAAUGACAAAUUUGUAUCUUCAUUUCUGUACAAUCCAUGUACAUAUUUUCUGUCUCUUUUACUUUUCCCCAAAAAGAAAGAUUA
Molecule: messenger RNA, 1144 nt
Organism: Morus notabilis
Lineage: Eukaryota; Viridiplantae; Streptophyta; Magnoliopsida; Rosales; Moraceae
Product: chaperone protein dnaJ 20, chloroplastic
Exons: 3
Coding region: 135-1037 (300 amino acids)
Biological process (GO): protein refolding
Cellular component (GO): cytoplasm
Source: RefSeq, a predicted model, not a curated record